AUGGUUAAUAAUUUUAGCAGCAAUGGAAGUGAUUUUAUAAAUAAUAUCAACAACAACAACAAUAACAACAGUAACAACAACAGUAACAACAACAAUUACAAUUACAGUAAUAAAUUUAAUUUAGAGGAAGAAAGAAUACCAAAUUUAAGAAGAUCAUGUUGUAUUGUAAGAGUAUCAGGAAUUGAUCAAAGUAAUGGAACAAAUCCCAAUUUACAAUCUACUAGAUCAAGAUCAUUUUCAUAUUCAUCAAAUGGAAAAAUUAUAUUCAGUUGUAGUGGUUUUAUCUUAGAUUUAGAAAAAGGUUUAAUUAUUACAUCACCAACUAUAUUUUUACCAUUCAUUCUUCAACAACAAAAUGACAAUAAAAGAAAUAUUAACAAUAAUAAUAAUAAUAAUAAUAAUAAUAAUAACAAUAAUCAAAUGACAGAAUCUAAUAUAACAAAAAAUACCAAAAAUUCAAUUGAAAAGAUUUUAUCAUUAAUUAAUAUAGAUAUAAUUUUAGAGAGUGAUAUAAUUAAUAUAAGAAAUAAUGUAAAUGAAAAUAAUAAUAAUAAUGACUAUAGUGAUGAUAAAAUUUAUGACCCAGUUAAUUCAUGGAGAUCAUGUAAAUUUAUAGAUUACCUUAGUUGUAGUCAAAAAACAAUAAAUACCUUAAAUCAAUUAAAAAAUCAUUUCAUACUAUCAAACCAAUCAUCAGGAUUCGAAUCCUCAUUUGGUUUAAUAGUUUUAGAAAUUAAUGAUAAAUCAUCAUUAAUUAUUAAUCAACAACAACAACAACAACGGCAACAAAUUGAACAUCAACAACAUCAACAUCAACAGCAACAGCAAAGAAUUAAUUCAUCAGUUAUAAUUGGUAAUAGUGUUGAUGUGAGGAGUGGUAAUAGUGUUUAUGUUGUUGGUAGUCCAUUCGGGUUUAUAUCACCAACCAUGUUUUUAAAUUCAAUUAGUAAUGGUAUAGUUUGUAAUUGUAUUCAAUCAUCAUCAUCAUCUUCUUCAUCAUUGUUUUUAAUUGAUGCUAGAUCAUUACCAGGUAAUGAAGGUAGUGGUGUAUUUAAUAAAGAUGGAUUGUUAAUUGGAUUCAUUGCACCACCAAUUAGAUCAAAGAAUGAUAAAUUACCAUUCACACUAUCACCUGUAUUACCAAUUCAUAGUUUUCUACCUAGAAUUGAAUCACAAUUAUCAAUUUAUCCUAAAUAUAGAUUAUCAAAUAGUUUAUCAGUGAGCUGUUUCGAUCCAAUUCAACAAUCUGUAAAUGAUUGUCAAAAUUCAAUUGUAUUAGUUCAAUUUAAAAAUUCAUGGGGUUCUGGUGUAUUAAUAAGUGAAUCUGGUUAUAUUUUAACAAAUGCUCAUUUAAUUAUACCUUCAAUACCUUUAAUUCAGCAACAAAUUCAACAACAACAACAACAACAACAACAACAACAACAACAACAACAACAACAACAACAACAACAACAAACGAAUCAAACAAAACAAACAAAAUCAUCCCAACAACAACAGCAACAACAACAACAACAACAACAACCACAACCAUUCCCAAUCGAAUUGUAUAAAGAUAAAAAAGUAGAUUUAAGAAUAAGUUCAAAUUCAAUAAUAAAUAAUAAUCAAUCAUCAUCAUUACAUCAAUCAUCAAAUUCUUCAUUUAUUUGGUGUAAAGGUACUAUUGAAUAUAUUUCACAUACUCAUUUAGAUAUAGCGCUAAUUAAAAUCGAUCAACAUGAUUUAUCAAUAUUAUUAAACGAUAAUAAUAAUAAUAAUAAUAAUAAUAAUAAUAAUAAUAAUAAUAAUAAUAAUAAUAAUAAUAAUAAUAAUAAUAAUAAUAAUAAUAAUAAUAAUAAUAAUAAUAAUAAUAAUAAUAAAAAUAAUAAUAAUAAUAAUAAUCAAAAAAAACAUGAACCAAUUAAAUUUCAACAUGUUAUUUGUAAUCCAAUUUUAAAUCCAAAAUAUGGAGAGAGUGUUUUUGUUUUAGGUUAUCCUUUAAUACCUCCAACUCAAAAUCCACCAAUUUCAGUUACAAAAGGUAUAAUUUCAAAUAUAGUUUAUGUUGAUAAUUGUGCAGUUUCUUAUCAAACUACUGCUUCUGUUCAUAGUGGUAAUAGUGGUGGUGGUUUAUUCGAUUUAAAAGGUAAUUUUUUAGGUAUUGUAACAUGUAAUGCAAAACAAAAGAAUGGUUUAAUUAUUACAGAAUUAAACUUUUCAAUACCAGCAACAUCAUUAAUUCAUUUCUUUCAUUAUGCAAACGGAACUGAUGAAAUGGGUUUGAAUUUAAUGAGAUCAACUUCAACAGAUAAAUUUUUAAAAGCUUUAUGGAAACUUCAAAUUACACCACCUCCAUUAUCAAAUACAAAUAAAAAUAUCAAUAAUACUAACACCAAUAAUAAUAACAAUAAUAAUAAUAAUAAUAAUAAUAAUAAUAAUAAUAAUAAUAAUAAUAAUAAUAAUAUUUCAACUUCAACAUCACCCAUAGCAGGUAAAAAAUACUCUGAAUUUUUAACAAAAAUGAAUCAACAACAACAACAAGAUAACAAUAAUAAAAUUCAAAGUAAAUUAUAA
Molecule: messenger RNA, 2550 nt
Organism: Dictyostelium discoideum AX4
Lineage: Eukaryota; Evosea; Eumycetozoa; Dictyosteliales; Dictyosteliaceae
Exons: 3
Coding region: 1-2550 (849 amino acids)
Biological process (GO): protein processing
Cellular component (GO): peroxisome
Molecular function (GO): serine-type endopeptidase activity
Source: RefSeq, a predicted model, not a curated record